Molecule: messenger RNA, 2880 nt
Organism: Bacidia gigantensis
Lineage: Eukaryota; Fungi; Ascomycota; Lecanoromycetes; Lecanorales; Ramalinaceae
Exons: 1
Coding region: 1-2880 (959 amino acids)
Source: RefSeq, a predicted model, not a curated record
AUGGCGGAACAACAGGCUGUGGAGAGCCAGAUGGAACGCUUGGAGCGCCUACUUGCUGAGGCGCAAUUGGCAAAUAAGGACCUGACCGAUGCGGCAGAGGCUUCUAGAAACGAGGCUCAGGCUUCUAGAGCCGAGGCUGAGGCUUCUAGAAACGAGGCUCAGGCAUUGAGGGUGCAAACCGAGAAAACUGAUCUACGUACCUACAUGGAUGCUGUUCAUCGACAUCUACAAUGCAACCUUCAAGUUGAGGAUGAUCCAGCUUCCACGACACAAGGAUUGAUGACUAGGCCCAAGGGAAGACUCUGCCCUUCAAAGAUACACAGAUGGGACAAUUUACCUCUCAUUCAACAGGAGCUCUGGAAUAAACUCUGGACCGUGGAUACUGAUUUUUUCUAUGACAAGCAAUAUGAUAGUUUGAACACCAUUGAAACUGUUGGCGGAGAUGUAGGCGGUGAUCGGAUAAGCUCGGAAACCGACCUCGUUAUAUCGAUAAAGCGAGUGAUGCAGACUCCAGUUGCAAAGAUCCUAACGAAGAUACGCACAAACAAGAAGCUUUCCACAGCAUUUCACGUCAACGGCGAGAUCAGUUUCCAAAAUCACAGCAAUGGCUUGAGUGAGGAACAGCGUUUGGAGACUGAGCUGAACGACUUCCGUGACCGUUCGAUUCCCUCAAGCCCAUCAACACCCACAUUGAAAGCCUCUGUAUCUGCGGAUGACCGCCUGCGCGCUAGCAUAGCGAAUGUGAACGAGAACGAGGCGAAAUCGAGCGUUCACGCAGACUUAUUCUACACUGUGAACGUCGACGGACAGCGGCUCCCUCGACUCGUUGUAGAAUACAAGCCACCACACAAGGUGACCGUUGAGACAAUGUAUGCCGGGCUUCGUGACAUCAGACCAUUCGAGGAGGUCAUCAACCGCGUCGAGACCCUAACAACCCUCAAAGAUCACGCAGAGCUCCUCAUGACCGCAGUCGCAUGUCAGACAUACGAUUAUAUGCUAGAGAGUAGGCUUCAGUAUGGGUUCUUCAGUACAGGUGAGAUCUACGUAUUUUUGCAUAUCGACCCGAAAGACCCAACAACAUUACUCUACUUCCCCUGUGUGCCUAAGGUUGAGUUGGAAGAUGGCACUAACUGGGAUUCGGCAUCAACCGCGGAGAAGGACAAUCGGCUGCACGAAACAGCCCUUGGUAGGGUCUUCAUCUUCUGCCUCCAAGCAUUACAAAGCGAGCGGUUGUCACAUGAAUGGCUGGUACAAGCAAAGAAUGUUGUGCGGAGAUGGGAGCCUGAUCAUCAGGCAAUGCUUGAUCGGAUUACGGAAACGCUCCGGAAGGAAAAGAAAGAUCUUGAUCCUCCUUAUAAAGGGCGUUGGGCUCGUCCAGGUGACGAUUUUGUGUGUCCUUACUCACUGCGCUCGAAACGCGUUAAGUCAAAGCCAGUGCUGCCAAGUGCAACAUCGUUAAACACAUCAUCAUUUCGUUCCAAUGGAACCAACAGUGACUCAGGUGACGAUGAUCAAGCACGUCCCUCCGGGCAAGGUAGCAAUGAUUAUACCAAAAGCCCCAGCCUCCUCAUAAAAGCCAACAAGAGCAGUGGGUUCAAUGAGCCAACGGGUACAAAGUACGGCGGGAAUCAACGGCAAUACUGCACACAGCCAUGCAUUCUAAGUCUGUCAAAACACGGCCUACUUGACAAGGACUGUCCCAACUACUUUGAGCAUCUCUACGCAAAUAAUGGGCUUCACCGCCAUGCAAUCACCAAACACCAAUUUCUGGGUCUUAUGAGAGAUCAACUCGCAAAAGAUCUUGACAAUGAUUUCAUUGACCUCUACAUUGCAGGGUCAAGAGGGGCGACCUUUAAAGCAUCUUUAAGUGCCUUCGGCUAUACCUUAAUAGCCAAGGGUACCAGCUUUCACUGGGUCUCAGACCUACAGCACGAGUGCAAAGUGUACGAACAUCUGGUGGAUUUCCAAGCACAUAGCAUUCCCGUCUGUUUGGGACUCAUCAGUCUUGCAAAUCAUUAUGCUUACACUGCCCAAAAGCAUCUGACUGCUAUGAUGUUUUUAUCCUAUGGCGGCAAACCCCUCAUACGCAAUCCUCCCUUGCACUUAACAUCUCCUACAGCUAGGUCAAAGGCUGCUAAACGCGCGAAGAAAGCAUUUCAUGCAAUGCGUAAACUCGGACUUCUACAUACCGACAUCGCGCUUCGAAAUUUGCUAUGGAGCGCAGAGCUGAACUGCGUCAUGUUCAUCGAUUUCGAGAGAUCAGUGGUGUUUAGUCAGAAAAAGAAGGGCCAUCAAAGCGCUACGAGCAUGGCACUGAUAAAGCGAACCGACAUCUCACCCAUCAACUCGAGGUCCGCACAGGAGAUGGCCACCAAGACUGCUGGAGCUUUGAUGCCUCUUCUGGGUAUUUGGGAUAACUAUGGCGAGAACGAGUCCCAGAACUCAUACAAAGAUGCAGGAGUCGUCACAAGCAUCGCGUCGCCUCUUGCGUCUGCCAGUUAUAUGGACAAGGAGAAUAACGCUAACGCCGCCAAUAACAUGGUCUCAAAACUCCCACUCGCAAUGCAACAAGCCAGACGGCCAGCUCUACAGCCACUCUCGUACAACAUCCAAAGCAGAAAGCCAGGCGAGCUGAAAGCUCCUUCCAAAUGUAGAGAGCCUACUAAUGCUCCGUUGAAAAAAGCCAAGGCGGUACAAGCUCACGAUGGUCGCGAAAUUAUUCUGAAACACCACCUCAACAAACGCAGCUAUGCCCACACAACCCUGCUGUUCAAAGGUGAGGAGGCGUUGCUGGAGUCGGAGCUCAAGGACUGGCUUGAUCGGUGUCAGAAAGAAGAGGACGCGUCGGUGCGGCCGCCCUCGUCGCUGACGGCGGUGUAG